GAGCAGGCUGUGCACCUCAACUUUCUCUGUGCCACCAUGUUCAGAAGCCCAGAGAUUGCCAGCUAUCUGGGAGCUUUCAAGUUCUCUGAGAAACAAGAUUUCAACCAGAAAAACUUAAGCUUCAUUGGAUUACCACGUCAAAGAAAAGUUCCAAGCUUUCAGAAAGAGUUCUGGCUUGAAGAUAAAGAACAGCUUGCUAACCACAAAAGAGGAAUCGAUGCUAAGCUUUUAACUGCACUUCCUAAAGUUGCAGAAUUAAGAAAAAUCUUUGAACCAAAGAGAAACGAAUUUUUAGAAAUGAAAAGAAAAGAAAGAAUUGCCAGGCGCCUAGAAGGAAUCGAGACGGACACCCAGCCCAUCCUCUUACAGAGCUGCACGGGGUUAGUGACUCAUCGCCUGUUGGAGGAAGACACACCCAGAUACAUGCGAGCCACAGACCCUGCCAGCCCCCACACUGGCCGGUCCAAUGAAGACGAAGACACCUCGGAUUCCUCGGCGGAAAAGCAGACCCGCUCCAGGCUCUGCACGCCAAGCUCGGGCGUCCACGGUGAGCCGUCGGGCGGUCCAGCUGCCCCGGACACGCAGGCCCUGGAGUCCAAGGCCGAGAGAAUCGCGCGCUACAAGGCGGAGAGGCGCCGGCAGCUGGCCGAGAAGUACGGCAUAGCCCUGGAUCCCGAAGCCGACGCGGAAUCGCAGUCCCGAUACUCCAAGUCCAGGAAGGACGCGGAGGCUGCGGACAAAAGGGCUGGGAAGGGCGACAGGCAGGCCGAGCCGGGCCCGGAGGCGAGCUCUGCGCACCCCAGGCCCUGCGUGCGCGAGCCCAGGGACCACGGCCUCCUCGCGGGCGAUGGUCUGUCCGACCCCGACGUGCUGCUCGGCGUGGAGAACCACAGACGUGCACAGGAGCCCGGCGCCGGCGGGCCGCCCCGUGACCCGGCGCCCCCGGCCGAGACUGCCUCGCCCUGCCCGUUCCCCGGGCGAGAAGGCGCCUUCAGUGAAGUGCCGAGGUCCCCGAGGUCCCCGAGGUCCCCGAGGCCCACGCGCAGCGCGGCCCCGGCCUCCCUGGGCCCCUCGGCCGCUGACCCGCCGCUGGCUCCCGAGGCCCGAGCCAGUACCGGGAAACCCAAACAUGAGUGGUUUCUCCAGAAAGAUUCCGAAGGGGACACACCUUCUCUUAUCAACUGGCCUUCCAGAGUUAAAGUUAGAGAAAAAUUGGUGAGAGAGGAGAGUGCUCGCAGCAGCCCCGAAGUGGCCUCCGAGCCCUUCACUCAGAGGAGACAUCAGCCAGUGUCCGUCCAUUGCUCGUCCUUUCAGUCAGAAAAUUCGGCCUUUGAUAGGGUCUCCAGCAAGGCGGCCAGCUCCGUGCGACAGCCCAUCCGCGGCUAUGUCCAACCGGCAGACCCCAUUCACACAGCCACUCUGGUGACCUCAGAGAUCCCUGAAAACAUAUCAGAAUACAGCUGGGGGGGGUCGGCCACCCAGAAUGUCAGGAAGCCUCCCAUCUCGAAGGUUCUAGAAAGUGAGAGAAGGGAGGAUACUCCCAUUCUCCAUAUUUGUGAGUCAAAAACAGAGGAAGAUAUGCUCUUCACCGAAGCUCUGGAGAAAAGCAGGAAAACACUUUUGGAUUUGGAGGACCAUGAGCUUAUGAGAAGCCACGAAGAGCCCUCUGGAAAUGAAGAUUUGGGCAAGCCUGCUGUUAGCACAGUCACCUUAGAACACCAGAUGGAAGCAGAAAGUCUGCCACACCCCCUUGAAACUCAGCAACAACCCACGGAGAGAAUUAGCAGACAAGAGAUGGUUCUAUAUGUUCAGAGCGAGCCCGUGUCCCAAGAUGCCAGGGUGACAGGCCACAGAAGGGAAGCAUUUACAAAGAAGCGCAAGGUCCUCACCCGCUCCCUGUCUGACUACACGGGCCCCCCUCAGCUGCAGGCCCCCCUCAAGUGUAAGGACUCCACUUCCAAGCAGGAUCCAGAGCUGCAGAGUUCCAGAGCCGAAGGGCCCCCCACAGAAGUUGGCAUGCUGGACACAAAGGUCUCAGUGGCCCAGCUGCGAAAUGCAUUUCUGGAGUCUGUCAAUGCCAGCAAGAAACGCGAACUCCCAUCCCGGGUUGAGAGGUCAACCGAAGGAGUUGGCUUGCCUACCGGUGUGGAGCGGGAGAGAGGGUCCCGGAAACCAAGACGCUAUUUUUCUCCUGGUGAAAGUAGAAAAACUUCUGAGAGAUUUAGAACUCAACCUAUAACCUCAGCAGAACGAAAGGAAUCGGAUAGGUCUGCUUCGCAUUCAGAAAUGCCAACCACUGAGGAUGAAGAAAAGGUAGAUGAACGAGCCAAGCUGAGUGUCGCUGCCAAAAGGCUGCUUUUCAGGGAAAUGGAAAAAUCAUUUGAUGAGAAAAAUGUUCCAAAGCGACGCUCCAGAAACGCGGCUGUGGAGCAAAGGCUGCGUCGGCUACAGGAUAGAUCCCACACCCAGCCCGUUACCACCGAGGAAGUGGCCAUUGCAGCCACUGAACCUAUCCCUGCUUCGUGCUCUGUGGCCACCCACCCUGUAAUGGCAAGACUUCCUAGUCCCACUGUAGCUAAGAGCACUGUGCAGCCUGCCAGGUUGCAGGCAUCUGCUCACCACAAAGCCUUAGCCAGAGACCAGGCAAAUGAGGGCAAAGAUGCUGCUGAACAAGGUGAACCUGACUCCUCCACUCUAAGCUUAGCAGAGAAGUUGGCCUUGUUUAACAAAUUAUCCCAGCCAGUCUCAAAAGCUAUUUCUACCCGAAACAGAAUAGACAUGAGACAGAGGAGAAUGAAUGCUCGCUAUCAGACUCAGCCAGUCACGCUUGGAGAGGUGGAACAGGUGCAAAGUGGAAAGCUCAUUCCUUUCUCACCUACCGUUAACACAUCUGUGUCCACCAUGGCAUCUACAGUCACUCCAAUGUAUGCAGGGGAUCUUCGGACAAAGUUGCCUGUGGAUGACAGAACAAGUGCCACUGACCAUAAAUUUCCUUCUUUGAUGGAAAAUUCAGAUUCUCCGGUUAGAAGCAUUCUGAAGUCCCAAGUCUGGCAGCCUUUGACUGAGGGCAGUGGAAACAGAGGAAUGUUGAGAGAGCUGGGCGAGACAGAAGGGAAGAGAGUCUUGGCAGGUGGAGAUGGUGGUAAAAAGUACGGGUCCUUUGAGGAAGUGGAGCCACCCUGUCCUACCCUGAACAGAGUCUGGGAAGGAGACAGCCAUAAGGAAACCAAAUAUGCUGUUCCAAGAAAGGGUAGCCUGGAACUAGCUCACCCUCCCGUUGCCCACCUUGGCGAUGAACUGAAGGAGUUCUCCGUGGGUAAAAGCAUUGCACAGGGGAGCCCAGACUGGACAGAUAGGCAGCCCUUUGAAGAGAAGGUUGACCUGGAAAAUGUCACGAGAAGGAGGUUUUCGCUAAGAGCAGAGUUUGGGGAGCCUGCUUCUGAGCAGACGGGAACAGCAGCCGGGAAAACCGUCACCCAGACUGCAGCCCCCAUGUCCUGGAAGCAGCAUGAUUCUGUAGAACCAGUACAGGAGAAGUACCCCAGGAAUCCAUGUGCCAUGUUUGCUGCCGGAGAGAUCAAAGUGCCAGCGGUGGAGGGCAUUCUGGAUUCAGCCAGCAAAACCAUGUCAAUUAAAGAAAGAUUAGCGCUGUUGAAGAAGAGUGGUGAAGAAGAUUGGAAGAACAGACUGAGCAGAAAGCAGGAGUACGGCAAGGCGUCUGUCUCCAGCAGCCUGCACAUACAAGAAGCGGAACAGUCCCUCAAGAAGAAGCGGGUCACAGAAAGUCGAGAGAGCCAGAUGACUAUCGAAGAGAGGAAGCAUCUCAUCACUGUGAGAGAAGAAGCUUGGAAGACAAAAGGCAAAGGAGCGGCCAACGACUCCACCCAGUUUACGGUGGCUGGCAGAAUGGUGAAGAAAGGUUUGGCAUCACCCACCGCCAUAACUCCAGUAGCGUCUCCUAUUUGCAGUAAAACGAGGGGCACCACACCUGUUUCUAAACCUUUGGAAGAUAUUGAAGCCAGACCAGACAUGCAGUUGGAAUCGGACCUGAAGUUGGACAGGCUGGAAACCUUUCUAAGAAGGCUGAAUAACAAAGUUGGUGGGAUGCAGGAGACUGUACUCACUGUCACCGGUAAAUCUGUUAAAGAGGUGAUGAAGUUGGAUGAUGACGAGACCUUUGCCAGAUUUUACCGCAGCAUGGAUUAUACUGUGCCACGAAGCCCCGUGGAGCUAGACGAAGAUUUCGAUGUCAUUUUCGAUCCUUAUGCCCCUAAGUUGACCUCCUCUGUGGCCGAGCACAAGCGCGCAGUUAGGCCCAAGCGCCGGGUUCAGGCUUCCAGAAACCCCUUGAAAAUGCUGGCAGCCAGAGAAGAUCUCCUUCAGGAGUACACGGAGCAGAGACUAAACAUUGCCUUCAUGGAGUCAAAGCGGAUGAAAGUAGAAAAGAUGUCCUCCAACUCCAACUUCUCAGAAGUCACUCUGGCAGGCUUAGCCAGUAAAGAAAACUUCAGCAACAUCAGCCUGCGGAGCGUCAACCUGACGGAACAGAAUUCCAACAAUAGCGCGGUACCCUAUAAGAAGCUGAUGUUGUUACAGAUUAAAGGAAGAAGACACGUGCAGACAAGACUGGUCGAACCUCGAGCUUCAUCCCUCAACAGUGGGGACUGCUUCCUCCUGCUCUCCCCUCACUACUGCUUCGUGUGGGUAGGAGAGUUUGCAAAUGUCAUAGAAAAGGCAAAGGCCUCGGAACUUGCAAGUUUAAUUCAGACAAAGAGGGAACUUGGUUGUAGAGCUACAUAUGUCCAAACUAUCGAAGAAGGAAUUAAUACACACACUCAUGCGGCCAAAGACUUCUGGAAGCUUCUGGGUGGCCAAACCAGUUACCAGUCUGCCGGAGACCCAAAAGAAGAUGAACUUUAUGAAACAGCCAUAAUUGAAACAAACUGCAUUUACCGUCUGAUGGAUGACAAACUGGUCCCUGAGGACGACUACUGGGGAAAGAUUCCCAAGUGCUCCCUUCUGCAGUCAAAAGAGGUACUGGUGUUUGAUUUUGGUAGUGAAGUGUACGUGUGGCAUGGAAAAGAAGUCACAUUAGCGCAACGGAAAAUAGCUUUUCAACUGGCAAAGCACUUAUGGAACGGAACCUUUGACUACGAGAACUGUGACAUCAACCCGUUGGAUCCUGGAGAAUGCAAUCCGCUUAUUCCCAGAAAAGGACAAGGGCGACCGGAUUGGGCAAUUUUCGGGAGACUUACAGAACACAAUGAGACGAUUUUGUUCAAAGAGAAAUUUCUGGAUUGGACGGAACUGAAGAGGCCUAAUGAGAAGAGUGCCGGCGAACUCACCCAGCAAAAGGAAGAUCCCAGGGCAGAAGCCAAGGCAUAUGACGUGACACGGAUGGUGCCGGCACCCCAGGCCACAACCGGCACUGUGCUGGAUGGGGUGAAUGUUGGUCGUGGCUACGGCUUGGUGGAUGGGGAUGACAGGAGGCAGUUUGAGAUCGCCAGUGUGUCUGUGGAUGUGUGGCACAUCCUAGAAUUUGACUACAGCAGGCUACCCAAACAGAGCAUCGGGCAGUUCCACGAGGGAGACGCCUAUGUGGUCAAGUGGAAGUACAUGGUGAGCACCGCAGUGGGAAGUCGACAAAAGGGAGAGCACCCAGUACGGGUAGCUGGCAAGGAGAAGUGUGUCUACUUCUUCUGGCAAGGCCGGCAGUCGACCGUGAGUGAGAAGGGCACAUCAGCUCUGAUGACAGUGGAGCUGGAUGAGGAGAGGGGUGCCCAGGUCCAGGUUCUGCAGGGAAAGGAGCCCCCCUGCUUUCUGCAGUGUUUCCAGGGGGGAAUGGUGGUACACUCUGGGAGACGGGAAGAGGAGGAAGAAAAUGCACAAAGUGAGUGGAGGCUGUACUGUGUCCGAGGAGAAGUGCCCAUGGAAGGAAAUUUGCUGGAAGUGGCCUGUCACUGUAGUAGCCUGAGGUCCAGGACUUCCAUGGUUGUCCUCAACAUAAACAAAGCCCUCAUUUACUUAUGGCACGGAUGCAAAGCUCAAGCCCACACGAAGGAGGUUGGAAGGACUGCAGCAAAUAAAAUCAAAGAACAAUGUCCCCUGGAAGCAGGACUGCAUAGUAGCAGCAAAGUGACAAUACACGAGUGUGACGAAGGAUCCGAGCCGCUGGGAUUCUGGGAUGCUUUAGGAAGGAGAGAUAGAAAAGCGUACGACUGUAUGCUUCAAGAUCCUGGAAAUUUUAACUUCACACCUCGCCUAUUCAUCCUCAGCAGUUCCUCCGGUGACUUCUUAGCCACAGAGUUCAUAUAUCCCGCCCGAGACCCCUCUGUGGUCAACUCCAUGCCUUUCCUGCAGGAAGAUCUUUACAGCGCGCCACAGCCAGCACUUUUCCUUGUUGACAAUCACCACGAGGUAUACCUCUGGCAAGGCUGGUGGCCCAUAGAGAACAAGAUCACUGGAUCGGCCCGCAUUCGCUGGGCCUCCGACCGGAAGAGCGCCAUGGAAACCGUGCUCCAGUACUGCAAAGGAAAAAAUAUCAAGAGGCCGCCCCCCAAGUCUUACCUUAUCCAUGCUGGUCUGGAGCCCUUGACAUUCACCAACAUGUUCCCCAGCUGGGAGCACAGAGAGGACAUUGCUGAAAUCACAGAAAUGGAUACCGAAGUUUCAAAUCAGAUCACCCUUGUGGAAGAUGUCUUAGCCAAGCUCUGUAAAACCAUCUAUCCCCUGGCUGAUCUGCUAGCCAGGCCGCUACCCGAGGGAGUUGAUCCUCUGAAGCUUGAGAUUUAUCUCACCGAUGAAGACUUUGAGUUUGCACUAGACAUGACAAGAGACGAAUACAAUGCUCUGCCCGCCUGGAAGCAGGUGAACCUGAAGAAAGCAAAGGGUCUGUUCUGAGCGGGAGAGAUGCUAGAGGCACCUCUGUCAUCACUUUCAAUACCAUUGGACCAGGGAAAUGGGUUGUUUUUUUUUUUUUUGAACUGGUAUUUUGAAAAAAAAAAAAACAAAAAAAGAUUUUUUUAAUCAGAGUUUUCCAAAACCUGAAGUUAUUAGCUCUACUGCUUGUCCCGGAUUUGUGUAUUUUGUAAAUGUUUAAGCGAACCCUUUGGAAACUCUCUUUCCAUAAUCCAGCAGGUAAUGUUAAUAAAGGCGUCCCUGCGUGCACUUGCGCAGCACCUCCUGCGCUGCCCUCCCGUGCCAGCUCAGCGCUGCCUACUUUUUUGGAAGCGACUCUCUUUAUAAAGUGUUAUUUUGAUAGUUUGUGGGUUCUAAAAUAUAUAUAUUUAUAUAAACAACAUAUAAAUCAAAUAUGUAUUUAACAAAGCAAUAUGUAUUCAUUCACUUUUAAGAUUUUUCUUUUGUGUCAAAAUAAUAUUCAAAGGUAGAUGGAAUUGCUUCUACAGAAUUAGCUCUGGCACCCAUACAUAUCUUCACACGUGUUCAGAAAUGUCUCCUUCAGCAUUAGGUAUGACUUGUUCUGAGUGCUGCUUCCGGUGCUAAAAUGAACAAAUGAAUUUAUACUUCCUGGCAUGGGCUCUGAAGAAUCUGUGCAAAUCCACCUUUCUACCUUAAUAUCUCCCCAAAAUGUAUAGUGCCUUGUUUUUAUGUACAGUUUAUAUACAGAAAAGUUUGCUCUGCAUUUUUUGAUGAUGGUUUGGAACAUUAUCUCCAAUUUUACUCAAAACUAGUAGAAAUUAAAAAAAAAUCUCAAAUUUCUAAUACCUGUUGUAAACAUGAAACAUUGUCAUUUUGCGGUACAGAGCUCCAAAAUAAAAGCUUCAAGAAUAAACACGAUGAUUGAUUCACAUUGAA
Canis lupus familiaris (dog) is the source of this 7815-nucleotide messenger RNA. It is a transcript of the gene SVIL, whose product is annotated as supervillin. Gene Ontology annotation, biological process: cytoskeleton organization; actin filament severing; actin polymerization or depolymerization. Lineage: Eukaryota; Metazoa; Chordata; Mammalia; Carnivora; Canidae. The record is from RefSeq and is a predicted model, not a curated record. Gene Ontology annotation, cellular component: actin cytoskeleton; cytoplasm. Gene Ontology annotation, molecular function: actin filament binding; phosphatidylinositol-4,5-bisphosphate binding.